AUGCCUAGCCUACUGGAAGCAGCAUGCUCGGAGCUGGCUCUGUCCCCGCGCACGUACGUGAAGCCGCGGGUGACGGAACCCCGUGGUUCAGACACAAAUUCGCAGGAGGACCGGAACAAUGUCGAAGCCAGCAGCCUGAUCAAGUUGUACUUGCCCGGUAUGUCGACAUCUUGCCUGCUGCAAUUGACUGAUUCCGAAGAACGGCGGAGGAAAGCCGAAGAUGCGACUUCGCCCAAAGGGCAACGCGGGAGCAAGCGGCUGAAAUUCUCUCAAGCAUGGUUGCAGGGCGAGCUGCUGUGGGGCUCUGGGCUUGUCUUGGCGGCCUGGCUGGUGUCUUCAGGAUCCGUCAGGUCGCGGCGUGUGCUGGAGCUGGGAAGCGGCCUCGGCACCGGGGGGCUGGUGGCUGCGACGCUUGGAGCCCAGGAGGUUGUUGUUUCUGAUCGUCCGGGGCCUGUUCUGGAUAAGCUGCAGCGGAACAUUCGGCUGAACAUUGUUGCACAUCGGGAGCACGAACUCCCGCUGCGAGCAUGGUCACUGGAUUGGGCUGCUGCGCAACCGACAGAAGGUGAAGCCCCAGUCUUUGAUGUGAUCCUCGGGGCCGACAUACUCUACGAUCGGAGUUCCCUCCCCUCGUUGGUACUGGCUUUGCAGAACCACCUGGCUCCGGGUGGAACUCGUUUGUCCACCAUCUUUGUGAAGAACAUCCUGAGUGGGAGUGUGACGAGAGGCGUCCACAUCCAUUUGCACGAACAGAGACGAAGGGGCUUGGCGGCUGCCCUGGGGUUGCCAGAGGCAGGUCUUGGCCAGACGGUAUCCGUGCAUCAGCUGAUCACUGCAGAUGAUUUCGGUUGCGACUUAGUCCGGGCCUUUGCCAUCCAUGUCCGCAACUCCGUGGAACAGCCAACCACCAACCGCGGCUAUGACAUCGGCUUCGUUUUCCCUCCGGAAGGCAUGACCUGCAGGGGAUACGACAAUGCCACGGUCAGUGUCCGAUUUCCAGAUGGCGCAGGUCUGCUGCGGAACAACUAUACGCUUGAGGUUGAUGUCAGCAAUCCAGGGUAUGUACCCAACUCAACAACAUGGAGCUUCAUCACACGCGUGCGGAACGAGGAGGGGGAAAAGAUCGUUGAUGCGAACCGUACUCUGGAAGGCUUUGGGCUGGUCGAGCUGCUUCCAAUGCGCCAGGUUGCCCGGUGA
This is a messenger RNA of Symbiodinium necroappetens, 1197 nucleotides long. The record is from the annotation of a GenBank genome assembly. Lineage: Eukaryota; Dinophyceae; Suessiales; Symbiodiniaceae.